Messenger RNA from Thunnus maccoyii (southern bluefin tuna), 1856 nucleotides. RefSeq names its product vitamin K epoxide reductase complex, subunit 1-like 1 (gene vkorc1l1). The record is from RefSeq and is a predicted model, not a curated record. The transcript has 3 exons. Lineage: Eukaryota; Metazoa; Chordata; Actinopteri; Scombriformes; Scombridae. Gene Ontology annotation, biological process: vitamin K metabolic process; peptidyl-glutamic acid carboxylation. The coding region runs from base 64 to 624 and encodes 186 amino acids. Gene Ontology annotation, molecular function: vitamin-K-epoxide reductase (warfarin-sensitive) activity.
CCUCUGUGUGGCGCGUGCUGACGCGUUUCCACGUCGCAGCUCUGUCUCGCGAGCUCGCUGCGUAUGUAUGCGUGUCUCCAGCUAGGCCAGAGAGUGAUGGCGGCGCCCGUCCUGAGAGUGUCCACCCCUCGGUGGGAAAGAAUAGCCAGGCUUCUAGUUUGCCUGCUGGGCAUACUGCUGUCUCUUUAUGCUUUUCACGUCGAGAGGGAAAAGGCUCGGGAUCCGAGUUAUAAGGCCAUGUGCGACGUCAGCAGCUCCAUCAGCUGUUCAAAAGUGUUCAGCUCAAGGUGGGGUCGAGGAUUCGGACUCCUGGGCUCCAUUUUUGGAAAUGACAGUGCACUGAACCAGCCAAACAGUGUCUACGGGAUUGUCUUUUAUGCUUUUCAGCUCUUACUAGGAAUGACUGUCAGUGCAAUGGCCGCCCUUAUUCUCAUGACGACAUCCAUCUUGUCGGUGGUGGGUUCGCUCUACCUGGGGUACAUCCUCUACUUUGUCCUAAAGGACUUCUGCAUCAUCUGCAUCACCACAUAUGCGCUGAACUUCAUUCUCUUUAUUCUCAACUACAAGCGACUGGUUUACUUGAAUGAGGCCUGGAAGCAGCAGCUCCAGGCCAAGCAGGACUAAAGCUGUUAAGAACGGCAAGAAAAAUACGACAAACAAACAAAAAAAAAAAAAGAAAGAAAAGAAAUGUGACCUCUGAACAUUUGACUUGCCACCAGGAGACCUUGCUUCCAAUGUUUAUUCUGCUGUGUGUUCAAAAAAAAAUGAAGAAAUUUAACUUAAAUGUUGGGCCUGACAUCUCUAUGUUGAUUGCAAACACGGAAGGAUUUAUAAGUGAAAGGUAAUUUUCUUUUCAUUUCUUUUACCUUGUUUAACAUUGUACUCACUUAAGGAAGGGGCUGGAUGUGUGAGUGUGCGUGUGUGUGUGUGUGUGUUUGGGGGGGAAACACAUCAGCCCGAGCAAGCAGAGGCAGAAGGCCACAAUUCAGAACGAUGGAGGACAGCUCUCUUUUGAACAAAAAGGAUCGCAGAAUGGAAGAAAAACAGGACAUUAAAGGGGAUUACUUGAACUGGUUAGAACGGUCCUAUUACUCCACAGCAGACCUGCACUAAAACUAUGAGAAUGGGUCCCAAAAUUAGAAAAAAACACUCGUUAGGUUAUAAUAGUUUGCAGAUAAGGUUCUAUGGCAAGGUGGGGGAGGUGGGGGGAGGGGGCAAAACGAUUAACAUUUAUACAGAAUAGUUUUUUUUUUUCCAUGUUUACACUUUGUAGUAUGUUUCUGUUUGAAGAGGACCACUAAAAAUGAACACGGGACAAUGUGAGAUACUGUGUGUAGAUCAGUCAGAUAGUUUGUUUUGCAAUUCUGUAAAUAGCUGCUGAGCAAUAUUCCAGGCUAGAUUGUGAUUUUAGUGUUGACACAAACCUUUAAGGAAUAUUUAAAAAAAAAACAACAAAAAAAAAAACAACAACAACAACUGACAAAACAGGAGAAAACGUCAGUAAAUCCGGAACAAAAAGUGAUCGAGGUCACAGUUAGGCGGACAAGUCUGAAGAUGCGUUUGCGGUCAGUUCGGGACACCUCACGUCCUGCGAUCCUGGUCAGGCAUGCAGUUCAGAGUUGUGUGGAUUUCUUUGUUGUAAGUGGUUAUUGUUUCAUCUGAAGCCACCGACACAAGUCUUUUAAACAGAACUAGAGGUUCUUUUCACAAAGUUUGCAUAAAGGCACCCUCGCUCUUUUUUUUUUUUUUUUUUUUUUUGUCAAUGUGUGAAAAGCAUUUCUGACCACCAUACAAGUGGGACCCAUAAAGACUUACGUGCCUAAAGGAGUGUUAAGGUGAUUUUUUUUUUUUUUUUU